CCCCGGCAGGCUGCCACUAGCCAGCCGCCCAGGACCCUGCAGUACUCUGCUUCUAAAGCCGACGAGGAUGAGUUCCUUUCCCGUGAGUACUGGGAGGAGGGUGCCCAAGCAGCCUUGAGGACCUUAAGGGACAGCGGAAGAAGGGGCACGGAGAGUGAGAGGGGACCUUCCUUUUACCAGUGCUUAUUGAGCACCUAUUGUGGGCCAGGCCUCCCAUGCUGUUGAGGUAGGAGGCAAGGAAGGUGGGGGGAGCCUGGGGUGUGCUCACGUCCUGCCUCCCUGAACGGUCUAUGGGGACAGCACCUCUCCAUCCGGCCCAGUCCCUGAUCCAGGCUCCCAGCCAAGGCCUUAUGGGGUCUCCAGCAUGGCUUUCAGGGAGCCUUCCCUUGUGUGUCUCGGGGCACACCCACAAGGCAUUCUCUCCAUCAGUGGCUUCCAAGCAUGUUGAGGUAAGACCCACAUAAGAAGUACUUCUCAUCCUGGAACUGAGUGCACAGAAUUUAACUGUCACAGGAAGUCACGCACAGGACCCAGCUGCACCUCUCCUGCGUUAGCCUUUGCAGCCGCUGGUGACGGCCCACUUACAUUGAUCUCGCGGUCCUCUAGUCCACUUGGAACACGUAGGAGCGGGACUGCUGUGGUGUUGGAUAUGUGCAUCUUCCGUUUAAAGAACUUUCUCUGUAAAAGCUUUUCCAGGGUGGCUGCACCCAUUGACCUUCCCUCCAGCAGUGAGUGAGCAGCCUGGGGCCCUGCUCCUCACCAACACUUGUUAUCAGGGACAUUUAGUUUUGCCUGGCAGGUGCUGGUGAGCAGAACCUCACUGUGACUUAAGUCCACACUUCCCUGAGGGCUAAUGGGGCUGAAGAGCUUCUGCGUUUGUUUGCUAUUGGGGUUUCGUCCUCAGAUGUAUGUGUUCAUGCACACUACCCAUUUUUCUCUUAGGUCACCUGCCUUUCUCUCACUGAAUCACAGGAGAAGGAUCCUAGAGGAGGGGGAGGGGUCUUCCUUGGCUGAAGUAAGGGAACCAGAUGGAAACACAGAUGGGUUUGUGAAGAGCCUGGCCAGAGCUGAUGUCUGCUUGACCAGGACAAAGGAGCUAGUGGCGCACCAGGCUGGUCAGCUGGGAACGCCCUGGGGCCUAAGCUGUGGGACCAGAGAGAGGGAUACCUGGGGAGUGCUGAGGCCCUUCUGAGGCUGGAGACCCCAGUCCUCAUGUGAACAACAUCAUUAUGUGAUGACCAAUGAAGAAGGAGAAUCAUUGGAUGGGUGCAGGCCAGCUAGAGAGCCUGUGGCUUCUCCUAUGAGCGGGACACCACCCUCAGGGAUCCGGAGGCCAUGGCUCGGCGGUGACCAUGGAUGGUCAGUGUGCGGGCCAAUGGCACAUAUCUGUGCAGGCACCCUCAUUGCCUCCGAGUGGGUGCUGACCGUGGCCCACUGCAUGAUCCAGAGUGAUGUUACCUAUUCAGUGUGGGUGGGGAGUCCAUGGGUUGACCAGAUAUCCAAGUCUACUGUCGACAUCCUGGCACAGCAUGUCAUCGUGAACAGCCAUUAUCGGUGCCAUCGGUACUGGUCCGGGGUCGGCCGGGCCAAUGACAUUGCCCUCCUUAAGCUUGAGCGGCCACUCAAGUACAACAAGUAUGUCUGGCCCAUCUGCCUGCCUGGCUUGGACUGUGCGCUAAAGGACCACGCCUUCUGCACUGUGACAGGCUGGGGACUCCCCAGGGUUGAUGGUGUGUGGCCCCAGUUCAGGACCAUCCAGGAGAAGGAAGUCACUAUCCUAAACAGCACGGAGUGUGAGCGCCUCUACCACAGGUUCUCCAAAAUCCCCUCUGAUUCAGAUCAUCAGCUCCCAGGUGAUUUCUGCAAAGGACGUCAACAGGAACAGUUCUGCUAUACCCCAACUCUGGAAGGACAACUGAAGGGAGCAUGCCAAACCGGCUUCUGUUGCGACUUCGCAUCAAGCAACUCCCAGGUCCAAGAGAAGAAGGGGGUCUCCUGCUUUUGACUGAGGUAGGUGAGUCAUUACAGGGAAAUGGUAUUUGACAGUGCAGGGUUUGCAGCCUGGGAGCCACUUUUGCUGGGUGUCUGGGGAGCCUUUGGGCUGAGCUGCAGCCAAGGGUGGCCUUGCUGGGGCCCCUGGGUGUGGGUGUUUUAAGCUGGCCAAACUGCAGAAAAAGCAUGAGGAGGCCAACGAUAGGGAAAAAUGACACGUCUUCAUCCUGGUUCAGUGGAGUCUCCUGUAAUUACCAUAAUUGCCGUGUGGCUGCAUCGCCGGUCGGGCAGAAUACUUCAGGUCACCACCGGCCUGUCAGCCCUCCACAGGGACUUUGUGUGGAUCAGGAGGUGCCAGAAACCACAGCGGGCCUCCUGUGGGCGCCUGGCCUGCCUGCACUGCCCGGAAUUGCUGCUCUGAGCCCCUGGGGGUGGAGCGGGGGCGUGGAGGGGUGAUGAGGUGGUGCCGGGCUCCCGCUGUGUUGUGGCAGCGGCAGGGGGUGGUGAUGGGGGGAGCAGCUACUCACUGAUGGACAACACG
Molecule: messenger RNA, 2533 nt
Organism: Delphinapterus leucas (beluga whale)
Lineage: Eukaryota; Metazoa; Chordata; Mammalia; Artiodactyla; Monodontidae
Gene: PRSS50
Product: serine protease 50
Biological process (GO): proteolysis
Cellular component (GO): endoplasmic reticulum
Molecular function (GO): threonine-type endopeptidase activity; serine-type endopeptidase activity
Source: RefSeq, a predicted model, not a curated record